AUGACAGUCAGCCACCAGCUCCUACGAACCGGAAAGUUUUCUCAAGAUGAUAUUGCGAUUGUCGACCCAGCCGAGUGGCAUCACUACCAACCUGGAUGGACCUUAGUAGGUGGAGGCUUGAAGAACAAGGAAGACCUGCGGCAACCUCUUACAAAGCUCGUCGAUCCGAAGCUCAAGUUUUAUAACGAGCAAGUGGGCGCAUUUGCACCGGAAGAGAACCUCAUUACGCUUAGCAACGGUGACAAAGUGAACUACGAGCAGCUGGUUGUUGCCCCUGGUAUUAAUGUCGAUACUAGCACGAUCAAGGGUCUGCCCGAGGCUUUGGCUGACCCAAAAUCGCUAGUAUCAACCAUCUUCAAGUACGAUACUUGCGACAAAGCUUCGAGGAACAUCAAGGACUUCAAGAAGGGUAAUGCCAUUUUCACCCACCCAGCUGGAGCGAUUAAGUGUGCAGGUGCUCCUCAAAAGAUCAUGUGGCUGGCUUCGGACCAUUGGCAACGCACAGGCUCAUACAACUACAAAGACCCUUCCUCAUCAUCCAUCAACAUCUCCUUCGCAACCGGCCUUCCUGUCAUGUUCGGUGUACCCAAGUACAGCGCCACUCUGGAGGCGCUGCGCAAAGAGAGGGGCAUUGAAGGUCUCUUCCAACACGAUCUCGUCGAAAUCAACGGUGACACUGCCAUCUUCGCGCGUCCUGACGGCGGGGACAAAGUCACGAAGAGAUUCGAUCUACUACACGCAGUACCGAAGAUGGGCCCAUAUCCCUUCGUUAAGAACAGCGCUCUCGCUGACCAAGCCGGCUACGUCGACGUCGAUCAAGCAACGCUCCAACACAAGAAGUUCGCCAACGUCUGGUCCGCCGGCGAUGCGUCUUCGCUUCCAACUUCUAAGACCGCCGCCGCGGUCACCGCUCAAGCUCCCGUUUUAGUUAGCAACAUGCUACGAAGUAUGAAUGGACAGGAAGUCGAGACUGGCUAUGACGGAUAUACGUCAUGCCCGUUGUUGACUGAGUAUGGCAAGGUGUUGCUGGCGGAGUUCAAGUACGGUGGUGUACCGAAGGAGACGUUCGGGAAGCUGUUCGAUCAAGCCACUCCAAAGAGGGCUUUCUACUAUCUAAAGAAGGAUUUCUUCCCAUGGGUGUACCAGAACCAUAUGGUCAAGGGUCGGUGGGGUGGACCGAAGGGCUUCAUCCGGUGA
This is a messenger RNA of Didymosphaeria variabile, 1197 nucleotides long. RefSeq lists its product as uncharacterized. The record is from RefSeq and is a predicted model, not a curated record. The transcript has a single exon. Gene Ontology annotation, molecular function: FAD binding; sulfide:quinone oxidoreductase activity. Bases 1 to 1197 code for a protein of 398 amino acids. Gene Ontology annotation, cellular component: mitochondrion. Lineage: Eukaryota; Fungi; Ascomycota; Dothideomycetes; Pleosporales; Didymosphaeriaceae.